Molecule: messenger RNA, 3020 nt
Organism: Phycodurus eques (leafy seadragon)
Lineage: Eukaryota; Metazoa; Chordata; Actinopteri; Syngnathiformes; Syngnathidae
Gene: stx11b.1
Product: syntaxin 11b, tandem duplicate 1
Exons: 2
Coding region: 327-1223 (298 amino acids)
Biological process (GO): exocytosis; synaptic vesicle fusion to presynaptic active zone membrane; intracellular protein transport
Cellular component (GO): SNARE complex; plasma membrane; synaptic vesicle
Molecular function (GO): SNAP receptor activity; SNARE binding
Source: RefSeq, a predicted model, not a curated record
CCCUAACAAUCUUCUUCUUCUUCGUUAAAAGCAAAACUGGUGACAAAUACAAUAAAUCCUAUACGUAAUUUGGUUCAAUUUAGUCGCAGAAACACGCAUCAACUUCAAACCGGCGCUCCCACAGCUGAUCACGCACCUUUGUUUUUAAACUUUGCCGUCACAAACCCACCGGUCUUCAUUCCUGCCUCGCUCCUUCUGUUACUCGGACAAAAGUCAACCGACGUCGGCGGCCGCAGAUAGCUGCUCCCCGCACAUGUAAGAUGGUGCUGCAACAACAGCAAACUCAUUUGUAAGACAAACGUUCGACACAAAACAAAAGCUCAACCAUGAGGGACCGACUGAGCUACAUGCAGGAAUUGUCCAGUAGCCACGUGGAGCCGAUGGAGUACGCCGAGUCGGCCUUGUCGGACACCCUCAGUAACGUGGACCUGGAGGACGAGCUACCCCACGAGGCGGUGGUGUUCGACAACAGCCCCGCCAUGACCAAGCUCUUCGAGCAGGCGCAGGAAAUUCACAAAGACGUCCAGCUCAUUCGUCUGGAGGUGAAAAGGCUCCGGGAGCAGAACUCUCGCAUGCUCCAGAGCGUCACCACCAUGAGCACCGUCAAAAGGGACGCAAACGCCAUCGGCGCCGAUAUAAAGACACGGGCCGAACGCGUGCUGUCGCACCUGCGGGACAUGGAUAACACGGCCCGCAAGCUAGAAGAAGCGCACGGCCCCAAUUCGGCCAUCGCACGCAUCGCCCGAACCCAGUACGCCUGCCUGAGCAACGGCUUCCGCGACGCCAUGUUUGACUACAACGAGGCCGAGAUGAGCCACCGAGACAACUGCAAAGCUCAGAUCCAGAGGCAGAUGGAGAUUGUGGGGCGCGACGUGACCGGCGACGAGGUAGAGGACAUGAUCGAGAAGGGGCACUGGAACAUCUUCACCGACAACAUCAUGGCGGAGGGCAAGACGGCUCGCGCGGCUCUGUCCCAGAUCGAAAAGCGCCACCAGGAGCUGGUGGACCUGGAGAACCGCAUCAAGGGAGUCCACGAGAUCUUCCUGGAUGUCGCGCUGCUGGUGGAGGAGCAGGGCUCCAUGCUCGAUUCCAUCCAGACCAACGUUCAGACAACGGACGAGGUCUUGCAGGACGCGGUCUUCAAACUCGGCAAGGCCAAGCGUCACGACAGGAACAAUCCGUUUAAAAAGAUGUUUUGUAGUUGCUUCCCGUGCUUUGACUAAAGCAAGUAAACCUCAUUUAUCACGGGAGAUAUGUUCCAGAACCACCUGCAGUAGGUGAAAAUCGGCUGUAUGGGGAUAAGAGGCGCGAGAAUUGCGGCCGAAAGAAGCUUUUGCGCGCGUGUGCCGCGAGUCUCUUUGUGUUUUACUGUUCUCUUGACAUUCGAUAUUUCCUGAAUCUCCCCAACAGGAUUCAAGAAAAGUACCGAGAACAGAUGAAUAGAGUUUAGGUCCAGAAGAUCUUUUUAAAAAUACAACAGCGGCUGUGGCUCUUCUUUCCCACAUGCGAGGGCAUUCAAAUAAGCAAACUGUAAAAACCCUAAAAAACGAUCACUUAAAAAGAGACGCAUUAUAGCAGGCUCGCAAACGAUGAACCGUGAUAUAGCGAGGGAACAUUACACACGUACCAAUUUUUUUAAAUGCGACAGAGCCCACGCAUGACCGAGGGGGGAAAAAAUGCUGUGAGUGCUAACUGCUCUUAUAAUGUCUGGUGUCGUCGAGACGAUCAACACUCCACACGCAUAACGGUAUCUCCAGGGACAAUUACGAUUCGUCUUUGGUAGUACAAAUACUGACUUGUGAGGAAAAAAAAAACAGAAAACACAAAGAAAAAGCAGCAGUAGUAGUAGAAGAAGAAAUAGACUAACUUUUAGCUUGUCUGGUAGCUAGAUUGCGGUUGCAAACUCUUCCCCUUGACAUUUUUAUUGCGGUGAAUGACACGUUAUAGAAACACUCAACCCACCCAGUUGCUGUAUUUGUGCACGGCAACAAACUUCCUCAUUGGCGAUCGUUCAGUUUCACGUCACAAUCACCAAGUGCGUGGCUCCGCCCAACUCUGUAUCGAUUGGUACUGAACAGGUUUAAUAUUUACGGUGGUCGGCCCCGACCGUUUUCCGAGCAAAACGGGCAAGAAAACAAAACAAAAAAAUCACUCUUAAUACAACCCGCACCAUAAUCAGGAUAAUCAUUCAGAGUCAUCUGACAAUCUGCCGCCUCCUGAUUUGGAUCGCAAUCAGAAUCAGAAUCAGAAUCAUCAAGUGAGGAAAAUUGUCGGUACGUGUGUUCUUCGUCAUAUGUGGAUGUCUCUGUCUUUUUUGUGUCUCCAGGAAGUGAAACUUGAGUAUAAUAAGAGACUGAGGAUAAAAAAAAUAAAAAUACUUUGGUGAUUGUGUUAAGAUAUUUGUAUGAAAGAUUUGUGAUGGGUAUCUCAAACCAGGAAACAAGAAAUAAUAAGAAUAAGAAUAAUUUUGCACAUAACGAAUGAUGAUAAGCACAACUUUAGAAAACCCUAUUCCUCUGGGCUUGACAAAAAAAAAAAAAAAACCCACCACAGUUCAAAGAAAUAAACUCACAAUUAGUUUCCAAUACAUCCCCGCCCAAUGAAAAGCAUGUUAGAAAUAUCCGGAUUAAUUUUUGUCGUGUUUUGUAUAAAAACACAAAAUUGUAAAUGCCAGAUUAUACAUUUUCCUGCUCAGAACUAUUGCAUGCUGUAUGUUUGAACCUUGGUAUGUAAAUAUACUGUAAAAAAAAUGAAUUUUUAGUUAGUGGACGCUUGAAGAAAACUGUUUAUAAUGUCCAUUAGAAUGUCUUGUAUGUCUAUGAUUUACUGAAUUAUUGCUGCCUGAUCACCAAAAACCUUGUUUUCAUCCUUUUUUUGCACAAAACAAACACAAAUCCACGCCGUGGAUUUAUGUAUGCAACUUUUUUUUCUUUUUUAAAAUUAAUCUCUGUUGUCUGUCAUUCAACGAUAAAAAAAAAAAAAAACCCUAAUUAAAAACAUGUUCAAGUGAUGGAUCUUUA